AUGCCAGACAAGUAUUCCAAUUCAAAUGAAUGCCAUUGUUGUCCUACUAAAUUAACUCCUUCGGCCAAACACACCACAUCGCAAUCACAUGUCAGAAAAAAUAGUUCCACUCAAGCAAACAACAUUGGUCUUUUGGGAGACCAUCUUCUAGGGUAUAAAGUCGGUCGAAAUACUUCUGAGGGAAGAAAGAUUUCCGAAUAUUUGGAUUUUUUAAUGAUGCUUUUAGCCUUAUUAAAAAUUUACCCAAUUUUGGAAAUCAGAAACCCAGGCUGUCUGGGGUCAUUCCAAAAUUUCAAAAGCAUGUCUGCAUUUUCCUCAUUUGUAGCACAUUCGUCGAGACGGAAUGCCAUUAAAAGAGAUAAUGAGGUGGUCAUCAGAAGUGUAGUUUUAUGCUCUCCAAAAGUACACUCCUUAAAUGAAAGUUUCUGUGAACUCAUUUUGAAGCACGAGAAGUAUGAAGGGGAAUGCAAUUGCAGAACUCCCAGUGGUGGAAAGGAAGCUGAAGUAAGUGAAGAAGGAGAGGAAUUAUCAUGCGAAAAUUCGGUCGUUGGAAAGCAACGUCAAGCCUUAAUUAAUACUUAUCAAAUGUUUCUCCUUAAUCCAGUUCACAAGCGAAAAUCACAAGCGGUCAAAUUAAGGCUCAUUUAUUGUCAAUUGCAUCAUCGUGCUGAAGAUUGCACACUUUUCGAGUCUCCUGUUGUACAGUUAAAGUACCCAGUCUUGCACAAAAUUUGGCCACUUGAACACAAACCACAGCUAAGUUCUCGAUUUUUGAGUAAAAAAGAGGUUGCUCUCAAAAAGCGGUCACUUUUUAUCGAAGUAAUAAUCAAGGGAGUUUUGAAGGCAACUUACAUCUUUAAAUGGUCCAGGAUUUACUUUUUUAUUAACCUAACUUCAAAAUGUAAAAAUUUGCAAAAUAUGAUUUUAGAUAAUUUGUAG
Messenger RNA from Echinococcus granulosus, 939 nucleotides. RefSeq lists its product as hypothetical. NCBI's taxonomy places the organism in Eukaryota, Metazoa, Platyhelminthes, Cestoda, Cyclophyllidea, Taeniidae. The record is from RefSeq and is a predicted model, not a curated record. The transcript has 8 exons. The coding region runs from base 1 to 939 and encodes 312 amino acids.